Molecule: messenger RNA, 1413 nt
Organism: Anopheles coustani
Lineage: Eukaryota; Metazoa; Arthropoda; Insecta; Diptera; Culicidae
Product: calmodulin-lysine N-methyltransferase
Exons: 2
Coding region: 1-1413 (470 amino acids)
Cellular component (GO): cytoplasm
Molecular function (GO): calmodulin-lysine N-methyltransferase activity
Source: RefSeq, a predicted model, not a curated record
AUGACGGUGAAAAAGGACGAGCGGCACGAAGAUGACAUAAAUUGGAAAAUGUCAACCGAGCAACAGGUGACACCGGCCCCACCGACGGGGGGUGACGGUCGGGUGUUGGAGGGAGUGGUUGGGGCGCCACCAGCAGAAGAACCAGGAACAGUGGCCGUUGAUGGCGAGAAUAAUCCAAUAAAAUCGUUGCGAAGGCAACGGCACUGUGAUACUGGGCCCGCGGUGGCCAGCACUACUAGCACAUCAAUCACUGCUUCUACAAUGCCAAUUGCCAGCGACACGCCCGAUCGGCACCGUUUGCGGCGAGUCGCAGCGAUCGGAUACGACGACGACGACGACGAAGACGGUUGUGGCGACGAUCAACGGACCCCGGAGGGGGGAGGGUCGGUGCGGCGGGCGACGGUUUGCGUGAGUGAUGGUAAAAAUAGUCCCGGGCACGAUACGACAAAUAACAACCGAUUCGAUCCCCGCCGCAUGCCAAGAAAUUCUGGCGCCCCCGGGGACGGUGGUGGCGGGGACGCGGGUGGACGGGAUACCAUGGACGCGUUGGAGCAGAAGCAGCAUAAAACGAUCAACGCGCGGCGCCGGUGGAAGCUGCUGGCGAAGGCACUCCGGCACGACUCGAGCGAGGACGAUCAGCUUCUCAAGUUCAACCUAAUCGAGGCGGACCGGGCGGGCGACGAGAAGGAUGAGAAUGUGUACGUCUACCGGUUGUACGAUCGGUACCGGUUGAAGAUACGGCUGAUCGGCCCGGAACGGCCCUGGACGGCGAGCGAGCUGAUCGGGUUCAACAACACGGGCAACAUCUGCGUGUGGCCCUCGGAGGAGGCGCUGGCGUACUACGUGCUCUCCCGCCUGGCGCAGUUCGAGGGAACGCGGGUGCUAGAGCUCGGUGGAGGCAUGACGUGCCUGGCCGGGCUGGUGCUGGCCAAGUACGGCCAGCCGGCGUUCGUGCACGUGACCGACGGGAACGAGCUGUCGGUGGAGAACGUCCGCAAGUCGCUGGUGCUGAACAAGUUUAACUGCACGAUCAAGUCAUCCGUGCUCAAGUGGGAGCAGACGGGGGUGCUGGGGCCCCAGCCCGGCGACCACCGGUACCAGUUUAUCCUGUCCGCCGACUGCCUAUUCUUCGACGAGUCCCGUUCGCAGCUGAUCGACGCCAUCUGGAUGCUGCUGGCCGACGAAGGUGUCGCACUCAUCACAGCUCCCCGGCGGGGCCACACUCUCAGCCAAUUUCUGGACGAAUGCGUCGCCCGCGGUUUCCACUACGAGCUGCUGCAGUGCUAUAACGAAGCCAUCUGGGCCCGGCACCUCGAGCUGAAGCUGUCCGAGGGCUACGACGAGAACAUCCACUAUCCGCUGCUGGUGAAGAUGUACAAGUAUGCGCACGGGCCGGUGUUGCACCGGUUGUGA